Papilio machaon (common yellow swallowtail) is the source of this 977-nucleotide messenger RNA. RefSeq lists its product as uncharacterized. The record is from RefSeq and is a predicted model, not a curated record. The transcript is spliced from 2 exons. NCBI's taxonomy places the organism in Eukaryota, Metazoa, Arthropoda, Insecta, Lepidoptera, Papilionidae. Bases 27 to 977 code for a protein of 316 amino acids.
AGAAGCUCGUCCUUGCAACAGACACUAUGGCAAAGUUUAUCAUCCUCGUAGCGGCAUUGGCGGCCUGCCACGCAGUGCCUGUUGAAAUCGUUGAACUUCCCGACGCUACAUUCCGUGUGGGCCGGUCGCCGGGCGUGGCGUGGAGCUUUGGCAGCGGUUUCGCGAGCGACAUCGGCGGUAUCCGACAUGCGUCAGGACAGUCCGGCUCCUUCCAGAGCGGAGACGCGCAGGCGUACGGAUCUAGCUUUGCCAACGCCAACAACAACUACGCCAGCGGCACUGCCUUUGCGCAAGCACCACAAGCAGUCCAAUACCCGACAAUUCAACACAAUGUAGUACGACAACCAGCCCAUCAAAAUAAUAUUGUGGUGCAAUCCGUGCCACUCGUCCAAUACAGUGUGGUGAAACAACCGACUCAGCAACAUACUGUGGUCCAGCAUCCCGUCAGCCACCAACACGCCACCAUUGCUCAUCACCAACCCGCCCAUGCCGCUGUCACGGUCCCGAAAAAGCCUAGCAACCAUAUCACUAGCAACUUGGGCAACUUUGGAUCGGCGAGCUCCUCAGCGGCGGCUAACUCUUAUAAUGGAUUCGGUUCCGCCGCAUCCAAUGUUUACAACAACGGCUUCAACCAGUACCAGACCGCGGCGGCUUCGGCGCAGAACUACAACGGUCUGGGCUACGAGUCGGCGGUGGCGUCUGCCAAUAGUAACGGAUUCGGCCGAGGAUCCGCUGUAUCGUCUGCUCAAAACAUCGGUAACCAGGGAACCGCCGUAUCGUCCGCACAAACCCUCGACAGAUUCAACAACUUUGAAGCGGCGGUAGCGGCGGCGGAGAACUACGGCAACUACCAAGCUAGCACCGCACAGACCAUCAAGCAGAGAGGUAGCCAGGUGCAGCAGAGCAUCGCCAGCAGUGUAAACGCACCCGGCUUCCAAGCAGCCAAUGCCAACGCUUACAAUACUGGUUUCUAUUAA